UUCCAUACAUUCAUCAUCUAUUUCAGUUAUGAAUGUAUAUAUAUGACACACGGGAUGAAAUGAAAUACUGUCAGUCUCAUUAUGGUAUUAAAAUUCGAGUCACGGAUUUGCUCUUCAAGCCAAUUCAGAGUUAUCAUCAAGACUCAGUUCCCUUUUCAUGUAAAGCAAUGACGUAACGAAUUUGAAAUUAUACCAUCCCUGUGUGAAAUUGGAUCAUUGACGUAUAGUUUAUAGUGAAGUAGAUAAUAGUUAGAACGAACGUCAAAUGAAGCUAUCAUCUAGGAAGUUAGAGUUCACUUUCGACGUUCUGAUUGAGUCUCUGAGCGAUGUUCCGAGGCUCCAAGGAUCGAUUCAGUGCAAGUUACGGCUAUUGGGCGCCAAAAGAGGUGGGAUAUUGCUUGGACGCCGCUUGAAAGAGGACCCACGGAAAGUGAUUACAGAUCCGGUUAAGAUUGAGAAUCAUCAGGCACAGUUCAAUUCGAACCACUCGUUUGUAGUGCAGAUGUCGACAGAUGCGAAGUCUGUGCUGAGAUCACAGAUUAUGCGAGUGUCGGUGCGGUUUAUAGACACGAAUAACUCACAGAAGAAACUAGGAUUCAGUGACAUAGAUCUGGCGGAGUUGUCGCCUGGCGAGAACAGUCGGAAGCCCCUUUUGACUGGCUACAGGAACAGGAGCAACAGGAAGGAGAGACAGGAUAACUCCCGCAUCAUCCUACGCAUCAACAUGCGACUCACCAGGGGGGACCCUAUGAGUUUUAUCCCGGCUGGCACCGAGUAUAAUUCGUAUAGUGGCCAGCGCAACGUUAUCAAUGACAUACUCAAUCCAACGUUGGGAGGAGGGGUGGGGAAAACGACAGUAAGCGGAGGCGGGACAGGAACAGGAGGUGGCAAUAAUCUCGAAACAUCCACACUCCACUCGCAGCUCAACGCAUCAGAAGGAGGAGGUCAUCACUCUCGCAAUCCCUCGGCCAGCAUCGAUUUUUGUUCUUCUCUCCCUUCCUCCCAACAGCCGCCGCCGCCUCCUCCUUUCUCCUCAACUUCUUCUGCUCUUCUCAGUUCGGACCACAGACGCAGGGGACUGUCCUCCAACUCAAUCCACUCCAUGCGACCACCCUCUCUCGAUACAUCAAGCAUGUACAGCUACAGGGCCAACGACUACAAUUUCAGUUACAACACGACCUCCAUUGGGACCAUUGCCAACAGAAAUUCUGCAAUGGCAAAUAUGGAGCACUCGACACUCCCGGCAAAUAGCAACUCGGCUGCUUACCUGUUUCACCUCAGUGACCCGAAUGCGUCUUCGGCCUCGAACCCGAAUCUAACUCGGGGAUCACUCGUAAGCUCAACGUCAUCCGCAAAUCAGGUCUCGGAAAACCAAGGUGCAACUACAGGAAAGAGACUCGGAGACGUCGCCGAGGACUCAACCGAUUCGCUUGCGCCUACGAGAAGGAAUAACCGAGCGUUGGUUGACAGCUUGUUCAAUGAUUUCACGCCCUUAUCGCCUCGUAUGGAAUGAACUAAUCGUAACAAUUUUAUGCUACAAGUUGCCAAAUGUCCUUUAAAGAUAAGAAGCGUUAUACACUGUGCUCAGGCGAAACAGGCAAAUUAACUGUCCAAAUUUGCUGUGCUACAAUUUAAUUGCAGCCUAAUGAAUGAAUAAAAUCAACAUUUCUGGUUGUUGGUGGUUUGAAAAGAUGGUAUUGAUAAUUUAAAAUCUCAGUUACUGCGGCGGGCGGUCUUUGUGACUCGCUUCUAAUUGUGACAUAUCUAAAGCAGUUCUAACUUUUGAUGCAGUUAUUAAGUAGUUAAUUUGUAAGCACUUUUGUUUGCAUUUGUGUGCUAUUACUUCAAUCACAAGAAGUGUAUAAGUUAGAUUAGAAGAAGUUAAUUGAAUUUUGUUAAUUAAA
This is a messenger RNA of Symsagittifera roscoffensis, 1904 nucleotides long. RefSeq lists its product as uncharacterized. The record is from RefSeq and is a predicted model, not a curated record. NCBI's taxonomy places the organism in Eukaryota, Metazoa, Xenacoelomorpha, Acoela, Convolutidae. The transcript is spliced from 5 exons. Bases 266 to 1513 code for a protein of 415 amino acids.